Messenger RNA from Rotaria sp. Silwood1, 1533 nucleotides. NCBI's taxonomy places the organism in Eukaryota, Metazoa, Rotifera, Eurotatoria, Philodinida, Philodinidae. The record is from the annotation of a GenBank genome assembly.
AUGGGCAACUCGACUGUUACUCCUGCAACUUCUCUCACUCGUAUUAAUACCACUACUUCUGCUCGUCGCACAUCUGCCUUUGUAAUUAAUCCCGAUAAUUCCGCUACUUCUAAAAAGUCACCUACUUCUCCUGUUCCAUGGAGUUCUGCCAAUGAAGUAGUUCCUGUAACUUCUACAGCUGCCAAUAUUUCUCCUACUGAUAAGACUUCUAUAACUUUUCCAAAUCCUGCGAUUUCAGUUGUUUCUCCAACAUAUGCCGUUUCAAUUGAUUCUCCAACAUUAGAGAUUCCACUUGUUUCUCCUACUCCAUCUGAUAAUGAUAUUCCUGAGAGAGCAUUCAAUUUCAAUGUUGUGACUAGUCCUGAUACGUCUCCUGUUCCUCCUACAAUUAAUACUCCUACUGCUCCUAUAAAAUAUGUUUCACGUCCUAUUGCUAUAACUCCUGUUAAUUCUAUCAUUUCUCCUACUGAAAUUCGUUCUACUGCUUUUAUUACAACUGAUGCUUCUGCUAAUCCUAAUAUUCGCGUUACAUCCAUUACUCCUGUUACACGUACAACUCCUCUUCCUACUAAAGUUGUUCCCAAACGAACAGUAUCUAGAACUUCAACAUUGACUCGUGAACAAUCAAUACCGAUUACUUUAUCAUCUGCUGCUCGAUCAAAUAAAUGGAAUAAAUUUGAACAAGAAAAACAAGAUAAACAGAAACAAUUAUUUCAUGUAGUUCAACAAGCUCAAAAUACAGAUCUAUUCACAUCAACAUGGACAGAUUCCGAUAAUAAUAAAAAAUUAGCUUCUACACCUCCACAUAUUGUAGCUUUACCAAGCUUUGCAUUGCGUACAACAGCUGUAAGUAAACCUUCACAAGAUGAUCAUAUUUUAUUAGAACGAACACAAUCAAUGCAUUCGAAUAUAUCAAUAUUUAAAUUUUAUCUAGAUCAAAAAGAAACCAAAUCAUCAAUUGGUAAUCAUACAAAAGCAACAAUGUUUAAAAUGAAUACUCUUCUUAAACAAACACCUUUUCCAAGUCCAUCUUUAUCGUCUUUUACUAAAAAUUUCAAUGAUGGUACACCUGAAAUGGAUACUAAUUCAAUAGAUAAACCUACAUUUCAAUCACUUGGUCUACAGAAUGAUUUCGAAAUAGAACGUAUCAAUCAAUCAGCACCAAAAGAUUAUUCAAAUAAAAAACAACAACGAAAUAUUUUUCGUACUUCAUCAUUCUCUGAUUUAAAUUCAAAUAGCAACAAUUCUUUUCAAUUUCUUUCUUCAACUAUUCUUAAUCAACCAAAUUAUUCACUGAUGAAUAGUAUACCAACACAAAAUAAUCAUCAACCAUUAACAUCAAUAUCAAAAAUACCAUCAUCUUACGUAAUUAAUAAUCCUCAUUCUACAGAAAAAUACAGUAAAGCACUUCAAGAAUUUCAAAAAAAUGAUUUGGAAAAUUAUCGAUCAACAGUAUCAGUUAAUGUCUUACCACCAACAAUAAAACCUGGUCAAAGUAUAUUAAGAAGUGAAAAAUUAUUUUCUAACUGGUAA